Molecule: messenger RNA, 4033 nt
Organism: Sapajus apella (tufted capuchin)
Lineage: Eukaryota; Metazoa; Chordata; Mammalia; Primates; Cebidae
Gene: BCAS3
Product: BCAS3 microtubule associated cell migration factor
Exons: 24
Coding region: 153-2699 (848 amino acids)
Biological process (GO): response to starvation; autophagy
Cellular component (GO): cytoplasm
Molecular function (GO): protein binding
Source: RefSeq, a predicted model, not a curated record
GCCCGGCCGUAGACAGUUUUCUUCUGGGAUUGGCUAGAGCCGUGGUUCCGCUCAGGUGUGGUAGGAAGUGGCAGCCGUCAAUCACGGGAGGAGACUCCAAACAGUGAGCCUAGAGCUGGAGAGCAGCGUUAACCGGCGGGGCGGCCGGUUUUAUGAGUGAAGCUAUGGCUACAGAUUCCCCAAGAAGACCCAGUCGUUGUACUGGUGGAGUUGUGGUUCGCCCCCAGGCUGUCACAGAGCAGUCCUACAUGGAAAGUGUUGUGACUUUUCUACAGGAUGUUGUGCCACAGGCUUACAGUGGAACACCUCUAACAGAAGAAAAGGAGAAAAUAGUCUGGGUCAGAUUUGAAAAUGCAGAUUUAAAUGAUACAUCAAGAAAUCUGGAAUUUCAUGAAAUACACAGCACUGGGAAUGAACCACCUUUGCUGAUUAUGAUUGGCUACAGUGAUGGAAUGCAGGUCUGGAGCAUCCCUAUCAGUGGGGAAGCACAGGAGCUCUUCUCUGUUCGACAUGGCCCAAUUCGAGCAGCUAGAAUCUUGCCUGCUCCACAGUUUGGUGCUCAAAAAUGUGAUAACUUUGCUGAAAAACGACCCCUCCUUGGUGUUUGUAAGAGCAUUGGAUCUUCUGGCACAAGCCCACCAUACUGUUGUGUGGAUCUGUAUUCACUUCGUACUGGGGAGAUGGUCAAGUCCAUUCAGUUUAAGACACCUAUUUAUGAUCUUCAUUGCAAUAAACGGAUUCUUGUCGUAGUCUUGCAGGAGAAAAUUGCUGCCUUUGAUAGCUGUACUUUCACAAAGAAAUUCUUUGUCACAAGCUGCUAUCCAUGUCCAGGGCCAAACAUGAAUCCUAUUGCUCUUGGGAGCCGCUGGCUUGCUUAUGCAGAAAACAAGUUGAUUCGAUGUCAUCAGUCCCGUGGUGGAGCCUGUGGAGACAACAUUCAGUCUUACACUGCCACAGUUAUUAGUGCUGCUAAAACAUUGAAAAGUGGCCUGACAAUGGUGGGGAAAGUGGUGACUCAGCUGACAGGCACACUGCCUUCAGGUGUGACAGAAGAUGACAUUGCCAUCCAUAGUAAUUCACGGCGGAGUCCUUUGGUCCCAGGCAUCAUCACAGUUAUUGACACUGAAACUGUUGGAGAGGGCCAGGUGCUUGUGAGUGAGGAUUCUGACAGUGAUGGCAUUGUGGCCCACUUCCCUGCCCAUGAGAAGCCAGUGUGCUGCAUGGCUUUUAACACAAGUGGAAUGCUUCUAGUCACAACAGACACCCUUGGCCAUGACUUUCAUGUCUUCCAAAUUCUGACUCAUCCUUGGUCCUCAUCACAAAGUGCUGUCCACCAUCUGUACACUCUUCACCGGGGAGAAACUGAAGCCAAAGUACAAGACAUCUGCUUCAGCCAUGACUGUCGCUGGGUUGUGGUCAGUACUCUCCGUGGUACUUCCCACGUUUUCCCCAUCAACCCUUAUGGUGGCCAGCCUUGUGUUCGUACACAUAUGUCACCACGAGUAGUGAAUCGUAUGAGCCGUUUCCAGAAAAGUGCUGGACUGGAAGAGAUUGAACAAGAACUGACGUCUAAGCAAGGAGGUCGCUGUAGCCCUGUUCCAGGUCUAUCAAGCAGCCCUUCUGGGUCACCCUUGCAUGGGAAACUGAACAGCCAAGACUCAUAUAACAAUUUUACCAACAACAACCCCGGCAACCCUCGGCUCUCUCCUCUCCCCAGCUUGAUGGUAGUGAUGCCUCUUGCACAAAUCAAGCAGCCAAUGACAUUGGGGACCAUCACCAAACGGACAGGGCCAUAUCUCUUUGGAGCGGGGUGUUUUUCCAUAAAAGCUCCAUGCAAAGUUAAACCUCCUCCACAAAUUUCACCCAGCAAAUCGAUGGGCGGAGAAUUUUGUGUGGCUGCUGUCUUCGGAACAUCCAGGUCAUGGUUUGCAAAUAAUGCAGGUCUGAAAAGAGAAAAAGAUCAGUCCAAACAAGUUGUAGUUGAGUCCCUGUACAUUAUCAGUUGCUACGGCACCUUAGUGGAGCACAUGAUGGAGCCACGACCCCUCAGCACUGCCCCCAAGAUUAGUGAUGACACUCCCCUGGAAAUGAUGACUUCACCUCGAGCCAGCUGGACUCUGGUUAGAACCCCUCAAUGGAAUGAAUUGCAGCCACCAUUUAAUGCAAACCACCCUCUGCUCCUCGCUGCAGAUGCAGUACAAUAUUAUCAGUUCCUGCUUGCUGGCCUGGUUCCCCCUGGAAGUCCUGGGCCCAUUACUCGACAUGGGUCUUAUGACAGUUUAGCUUCUGACCAUAGUGGACAGGAAGAUGAAGAAUGGCUUUCCCAGGUUGAAAUUGUAACACACACUGGACCCCACAGACGUCUGUGGAUGGGUCCACAGUUCCAGUUCAAAACCAUCCACCCCUCAGGCCAAACCACAGUCAUCUCCUCCAGUUCAUCUGUGUUGCAGUCUCAUGGUCCAAGUGACACGCCACAGCCUCUUUUGGAUUUUGAUACAGAUGAUCUUGAUCUUAACAGUCUCAGGAUCCAGCCAGUCCGCUCUGACCCAGUCAGCAUGCCAGGGUCAUCCCGUCCAGUCUCUGAUCGAAGGGGAGUUUCCACAGUGAUUGAUGCUGCCUCAGCUCUCAAAAGAGCUGUCUUCCAAGGAAAACACUGCCCUGAGCAAAGAUUGUAUUUUUGGAAGAUGGACGUUUUAUAAUGGUAAGUUUUGACAACUUGCUCUGGUUGCCAUGUGUCUCCCAGUCCCGCUGGUGGGUGGGUAUUUGUCAGGAAUGAGAAUAUGUCUGAGAUGGUCUGCUUUAUAGCAGCUAGUCUUGAUUUUUAGCUUCCAGGGCCUUCGGCAUCUUUUUGGCUCUGGAAACGUAGAAGGCUUUGGUUGCCUUGGCUGUGCUAUUGGAGAAAAGGAGAGUCUCCUGUUUCGGGAGCUGCAGAUGUCCAGUCUCAGAACCAUUGUUUGACACCUUUAGUUCUCCCAUGUUCUUCUUAUAUCCUUCCUUGUCCAUAUUUUAGAACUUACAAUCUGAGUAUUUCUUCUACUGAGCUAUUCUUCAAGGUCUGCAGAAGCCAUUUUUGUUUAUAAAGCUGAAAUUUCUCACAGCAGAUCAUUUAAUUAUUCUGUCUUAAUUACAGAAUUUCAAAGAAAAAUAAAAUCCUUAUCUGUACUAACAAAGGCUGCCAACACUUUUCUGUAGACCACCAAUGAUUCUUGUUUUGUAGCUUUUUGUUUAUAAAGGCAAUGUUGUAUUCCACAGCACCAUUACACACACACAGUCUGUGUGUGACUCAGACAGUUGGCAGGUUCAAGAUAGAGCAUAUGGAUGAUGCUCUAAUGACAUCUGUCCAGCUGUUGUAAUCACAUAUUUGGUGGACAACUGAAAGACCCACUUUCACCUUAACUGAGUUUAUGUGACUAAUUUUAAAUUUACUGUACAUACUUUUUUAUAUGUCUCAUGUUUAUUAAUAAUAAUUCCACAAGUAUUUCUCUCAAUUCUAAAUCCCAGAGCUUCAUAAAAAGUGGCAAAUUAUCUUCCCAAUUAAUUAUGAGAAAUUCAUCUGUACAAUUUUUUUAUUCUCCACCAAUACAACCCAAGGACACCUAUCAUUAGAAUAACUACAAAACUGAUUCUUGAUUACCUUUUGCCUGGGACACUGCAGAAGUAACCAGAUUGGUCCCACAAACAUAAGCCUCUCUAACCCUGCUGCCUCCCUGGUUUAUCUUGCAUAAUUUGAAUAGAAUCUUCUUCCUCAAAUAAUUUUUAUCCUGCCACCCCUGUUUUCAAGAACCUUUGAUUGUAUCCCAUUUUAUAACAUGAAGUUCAAAUGUUUUGAAUGGAGAUUUAAAAAGUCUAGCCAUGCUUCUUGUACAUCCCCUCUAGGAGCACCCCCACCCUAAUCAAAUUGACCUUUUUAGUUUAGCUGGGCUCCAACCAGUUCUGAUUCUAGCUCCUGAAGUCAGCAUCAAGAAAUAUUUGUCUUGGGCCAGGCAUAGUGGUUCAUGCCAGUAAUCUCAGCACUUUGGGAGGCCGAGGCAGG